This is a messenger RNA of Xenia sp. Carnegie-2017, 2176 nucleotides long. RefSeq names its product deleted in malignant brain tumors 1 protein-like. Gene Ontology annotation, cellular component: membrane. The coding region runs from base 38 to 1891 and encodes 617 amino acids. NCBI's taxonomy places the organism in Eukaryota, Metazoa, Cnidaria, Anthozoa, Malacalcyonacea, Xeniidae. The record is from RefSeq and is a predicted model, not a curated record. The transcript is spliced from 8 exons.
CUACCAAAUUUACUUGAAAAAGAAAAUUCCAAGUGUUAUGAGGUUUGAACCAGGCUUACAAUUUUCCAGCAUUGCAUUUGACUCAAAACAUGGGUAUCUAUUCUUGGCAGAAAGUACAGAACCUUCCUUAUGGUUAUGGAGCAUGACUGCAAAUAAACAUGAUAUUUUUUCAGUUUCACUUCAAUCAAUAGCACAUGAUCUAACGCUUGACAUGGCUAAAGAGAAAAUUUAUUGGCGAGUUUUAAACGGAAAUAUUUUUUCUUGUGAUUACUACUCCCAUGAUGUAAUUGAUUUUGGAACUUCAGGAGGUCCCAUGGCAGUAUUUAAAGAUUUCAUUUAUAUCAUAACUAGUGUCGGACGAAGUGUCGUUAGUGUCCAUAACACAACAGAUCAACGUACGAGGCGUAAAUAUUUUCUUCCUGUAAACAACGGUUAUCUUGAUUUGGCUGUAGCUAUACACAGUAUCACUCCUGACUCAAACGCGACAAACACAUUUCGACUUCCUUUAUGUGGACCCAACACUUACUAUCGUAAAAUUAAUGGAUCAUUAAACUGCACGUGUAUGAAAGGAUACUCAGGAGAAUGUAACUCGUGCCAGGUUAUCAACUCUGUUAGACUUCGGGGACCAGAAAGAUCUAUUGGCAAAGGUCGUGUAGAAGUAUUUUACAAUGGAGAAUGGGGAACAAUUUGUGAUUAUGGCUGGGAUAUAAACGAUGCUAAAGUUGUUUGUAGACAACUUGGUUAUGACAAUGCUGUCAGGGCUUUACUACGAGGUAAUGUUCCUUAUGGCAGUGGAAGAAUAUGGUUGGAUGGUGUUUCUUGUGUAGGAAAUGAAAAUAUUAUUUCGAGUUGUUCACAUAGAGGAUGGGGAGCCCAUUAUUGUGAACAUUAUGAAGAUGCUGGUGUACAAUGUUCCGUUAUCAACUCAGUUAGACUUCGGGGACCAGAAAUUUCUAUUGGCAAAGGUCGUGUAGAAGUAUUUUACAAUGGAGAAUGGGGAAAAAUUUGUAAUGAUGAAUGGGAUAUAAACGAUGCUAAAGUUGUUUGUAGACAACUUGGUUAUGACUUUGCUUACAUGUCUUUACAAGGAAGUUAUGUUCCUUAUGGCAGUGGAAGAAUAUGGUUAGACUACGUUCAAUGUGUAGGAAAUGAAAGUAAUAUUUCGAGUUGUUUACAUAGAGGAUGGGGAACCCAUAAUUGUGAACAAUAUGAAUAUGCUGGUGUACAAUGUUCAGUUAUCAACUCUGUUAGACUUCGGGGACCAGAAAGUUCUAUUGGCAAAGGUCGUGUAGAAGUAUUUUACAAUGGAGAAUGGGGAACAAUUUGUGAUGAUAGCUGGGAUAUAAACGAUGCCAAAGUUGUGUGUCGACAACUUGGUUAUGACUAUUAUUUCAGGGCUUUACAAGGAGGUAAUGUUCCACAUGGCAGUGGAAGAAUAUGGUUAUCCUACGUUCGUUGUGUAGGAAAUGAAAAUAAAAUUUCGAAAUGUCCACAUAGUAAAUGGGGAUUGCAUUUUUGUACACAUAAUGAAGAUGCUGGUGUACAAUGUUCAGUUAUCAACUCUGUUAGACUUCGGGGACCAGAAAGUUCUAUUGGCAAAGGUCGUGUAGAAGUAUUUUACAAUGGAGAAUGGGGAACAAUUUGUGAUCAUGGCUGGGAUUUAAACGAAGCUAAAGUUGUUUGUCGACAACUUGGUUAUGACUAUGCUGGCAGGGCUUUACAAAGAGGUAAUGUUCCACAUGGCAGUGGAAGAAUAUGGUUAGACUACGUUCGUUGUGUAGGAAAUGAAAAUAAAAUUUCGAAAUGUUCACAUAGAGAAUGGGGAUUGCAUCAUUGUAGACAUAAUAAAGAUGCUGGUGUACAAUGUUCAGGCUCUAAGGAAAGAUCCUAGUGAUGGGGAAUCAUGUCAAAGAAAUACACUAAAAACCUAAUUCUAAUUGAAGAUCGUAAAAAGUGCAGUAGAAAAUUUGAAAGCUUAUGUAGAAAAUGCUGUGUGUUUGACAUUUUUAUCCAUUGUUGAAAUGUAUCUGUAAUACAAAACUACUCGUAAACAAAUUGUAAUCAACCAUAUUAUCAUAUAAAGUAAAUGUACAUAAUAUCAUAAUCUAUAAAAAAAAGUAAAAUGAUGAAGUUUAAUUUCUGCUAAGAAUAAAAUAUUAUUGAAAAAUCAAAUGAU